Messenger RNA from Chelmon rostratus (copperband butterflyfish), 7860 nucleotides. RefSeq names its product cytoplasmic linker associated protein 1a (gene clasp1a). The transcript has 41 exons. Gene Ontology annotation, biological process: mitotic spindle assembly. The coding region runs from base 668 to 5365 and encodes 1565 amino acids. Gene Ontology annotation, cellular component: mitotic spindle; microtubule organizing center; spindle microtubule. NCBI's taxonomy places the organism in Eukaryota, Metazoa, Chordata, Actinopteri, Chaetodontiformes, Chaetodontidae. The record is from RefSeq and is a predicted model, not a curated record. Gene Ontology annotation, molecular function: microtubule binding; kinetochore binding.
AGGCAGAAUUCCGGGUGGAGAGAGUGAGAGAAAGAGAAAGACAGAAGAGAUUUGAGGCCGUAGACUGAACAUUUACAGCGAGAAAUACGAGCUGUAUGUCCGACCCAGGUGCGGCGUCUCAGCAGGAUAUGGGCUCUCCAGGGCAGAUCCCGGGACAAGACAUGGAGCUUUAAGCUAGCCCUCUUCAUCCCUCUCCAUUUGCUGCCUUGUGCUCUGCUCGCCAAAACCACCUCUUCUACCCCUGCUAUAGCGGUUUGGCUCAGACUCCUCUAAGGGAAGAAGAGGGGGGAAAAAACCCAAGUGGGAGGGAGUAGUAAACUUUCCCCAGCUGCUGUCCAGACACACACAUGCUGCAUUGCUGCCAUUCCCCAAGCCCUGCUCCAUCCAUCCCUAGGGCACGGCCACUAGCUUGCUAGCGAGCUAGCGUUCACACAAAGGCAAGGCCUGUCCUCUGGGAUAAAAAUACAAGCAGACUGUGUACACUUGCCUCUUUUUUUUCCCUCUCCCUUUUCCGGGUCACCCAGCCACACUCUCAUUAACUGGGGCUCCUUUUGUUUAGCUGUCAUUCCCGCUGCUCUGAGCAGCGGAGGAUCGCUAGUAGCCAGUCAGUCAGUCAUUCAGCCAGGCAGACUGAGGAAGUCAGAGCGCUUAGUUAUCAGAGGCCAGGAUGAUGGAGCCCAGCAUGGAGAACUGCCUGGCCCAGGUCCUGCAGAAGGACGUGGGCCGACGGCUGCAGGUGGGGCAAGAGAUCAUUGAUUACAUUUUGGACAAAGAGAAGUCCCACGACCUGGAGCAGGAUCAGACAGCGCUGGACAAGAUGGUCGAUGGUAUCGCCAGCUCCUGGGUCAACUCCAGCAACUUCAAGGUGGCACUGUUGGGCUUAGACCUCUUAUCUGCCGUAGUGACAAGGUUACAGGAGCGAUUCAGGGCCCAUGUGGGAACAGUUCUGCCCAGCCUUAUUGAUCGAUUGGGAGAUGCAAAAGACCAAGUGCGAGACCAAGACCAAAUACUGCUGCUAAAGAUCAUGGAGCAAGCUGCCACCCCACAGUACGUGUGGGACAGAAUGCUGGGAGGCUUCAAACAUAAGAACAACAGGACCAGAGAAGGAGUGUGCCUUUGUCUCAUCGCCACGCUGAACACAUACGGAGCUCAAGGCCUGACCCUCAGUAAAAUCGUCCCCCACAUAUGUAACCUCUUGGGAGACCCCACAAGCCAGGUACGUGACGGGGCUAUGAGCAGCUUGGUGGAGAUCUACAGACAUGUGGGUGAGAGGGUGAGGAUGGAUCUCAGCAAAAAGGGCCUUCCACAGUCACGGUUGAAUGUAAUCUUCAGCAAAUUUGAUGAAGUCCAAAGAUCCGGGAACAUGAUCUCAUCCUCUGGCUCAGAUAAGAACUUUGAGGAUGAAGACUCUGUGGAUGGAGGCCGGUCCUCCUCCUCGUCAUCGUCCAAAGCUCCCCCCAGUGGCAGGAGGACUGUAGUGAGCUCUGUGAGAAGACCCAGCUCAGCCACAACAGCGAAGGCCACAGGUAAGGAAGCAGGCGCCGGUGCUGUCGAUGAAGAGGAUUUCAUCAAAGCCUUUGAUGACGUGCCCUCAGUCCAGAUCUACUCUAACAGAGAGCUCGAGGACCAGCUGACCAAGAUCAGAGAAGUGCUGUCUGAUGACAAGCAUGACUGGGAGCACCGAGUGGUGGCGCUGAAGAAGGUCCGCUCUCUCAUGCUGGCCGGGGCAGCUGAGUACGAGGGUUUCCCCCAGCAGCUGCGCCUCCUGGAGGCUCCUUUAAAGCUAUCAGCUAAGGACCUGCGCUCACAGGUGGUCCGCGAGGCCUGCAUCACACUGGGACAUUUGUCAUCAUUGCUGGGAAACAAGUUUGACCACGGAGCGGAGAGCGUCAUGCCCACGCUGCUGAACCUCGUUCCCAACAGUGCCAAAGUCAUGGCCACGUCUGGAAUGGCCGCCAUCCGCCUCAUCCUCAGGCACACACACUACCCGCGUCUCAUCCCCAUCAUCACCAGUAACUGCACCUCCAAGUCAGUGGCGGUCAGACGACGCUGUUAUGAGUUCCUGGACCUCAUGUUACAAGAGUGGCACACUAACACACUGGAAAGACACGUGGCUGUUCUGACUGAGACCAUCAAGAAAGGCAUACACGAUGCUGACUCUGAGGCCAGAUCCAUCGCAAGAAAGUGCUAUUGGGGUUUCCAUGGCCACUACAGCCGGGAGGCGGAGCAUCUGUUCCAGGCACUGGAGUCCACCUAUCAGAAGGCCCUCCAGUCUCACCUGAAGAGCUCUGAUAGCAUCGUGUCCCUACCCCAGUCUGACCGCUCCUCCUCAUCUUCCCAGGAGAGUCUGAACCGGCCGUUGUCUGUGAAGAGCGUCAUCGGAGGGAGCAUAACAAGGAGUAAGCUGGUGAGCACCAGGGUGCACACCACGCCGGGCUCUCUGCAGCGUUCCCGUAGUGACAUCGAUGUAAAUGCCGCCUCCAACGCCAAGUCACGCCUGUCCACCGUUCCCGCCUCCUCACCAUUCAGCUCUGCGGCCGCUCUUCCCCCGGGGUCCUACGCCUCAUUAGGUCGAGUUCGUACCAGGAGACAGAGCUCGGGCAGCGUCGGCGGGUCCAGUACCUCGGUGGUGGACAGUCGGGGGCGCAGCCGAGCCAAAGUUGUCUCCCAGUCCCAGCCCGGCAGCCGCUCCAGCUCUCCAGGCAAGCUGCUCGGCCACAGCAGCUACGGCCGGAUCCCUCGGGCCACGGCGUCGGCCUCCUCCACGCCGGCAGACAAGCGCAGCAGGAUCCCUCGCAGCCAGGGCUGCAGCCGCGAGACCAGCCCCAGCCGACUGGGCCUCGCCAGCCUGUGUGGUAAAGCUCUUCUUCCUGCUGCUCUUCCCUACCGCACGCUAGCCCGGAGCCGCAUUCCCCGUCCCAGCAUGAGUCAGGGUUGCAGUCGCGACACGAGUCGCGAGAGCAGCCGCGACACCAGCCCCGCUCGGGGCUUCGCUCCUCUGGACCGAUAUGGUUUAAUUCACCAAGCAAGAAUCUCUGCGUCAGUCAACGCCAUGAGGGUCCUCAACACCGGCACAGAGGUGGAGGCAGCGGUUGCUGAUGCUCUGCUGUUAGGAGACUCCAGGAAUAAGAGGAAGCCACUGAGGCGGAGGUAUGAAUCACCGGGCAUGUACUCAGAUGAUGACGCCAACAGCGAUGCGUCCAGCGCCUGCUCGGAGCGCUCGUAUGGCUCAAGGAAUGGAGGCAUCCCCCAUUACCUGCGCCAGACGGAGGAUGUGGCGGAGAUCCUGAACCACUGCGCCAGCUCCAACUGGUCAGAGAGGAAGGAGGGUCUGCUGGGCCUGCAGAAUCUGCUCAAGAGCCAAAGAAUACUGAGCCGAGUGGAGCUGAAGAGGCUUUGUGAGAUCUUCACAAGGAUGUUUGCAGAUCCACAUAGCAAGAGAGUGUUCAGCAUGUUCCUGGAGACGCUCGUGGACUUCAUCACGGUACACAGGGAGGACCUGCAGGACUGGCUUUUUGUGCUGCUCACUCAGCUGCUGAAGAAGAUGGGGGCAGAUCUGCUGGGCUCCGUCCAGGCCAAAGUCCAGAAGGCCCUGGAUAUCACAAGGGAGUCGUUCCCAUUCGACCAACAGUUCAACAUUCUGAUGAGGUUCAUCGUGGAUCAGACUCAGACGCCGAAUCUCAAGGUUAAGGUGGCCAUUUUGAAGUACAUCGAGUCUCUGGCUCGGCAGAUGGACCCGACGGACUUCGUCAACUCCAGCGAGACGCGCCUGGCCGUGUCUCGCAUCAUCACCUGGACCACUGAACCCAAAAGUUCUGAUGUGAGGAAGACCCUUCAUAACUGGGUGAGCGAGGAGCUAGCUGGCAGGUCCAGCACUGCAGCCUUACUGUCCGCUGAGGGCAACCAGGAAGAAAGGUGUAAGCAGGCCGCCCAGGUGGUGCUGAUCGCUCUGUUUGAGCUCAACACCCCAGAGUUCACCAUGCUGCUGGGAGCUCUGCCCAAAACCUUCCAGGACGGAGCCACCAAACUUCUGCACAACCACCUGAAGAACUCCAGCAACACCAGCAGCAGUGUGGGAUCUCCGAGCAACACCAUUGGUCGGACGCCGCAGCGUCACACCCCCAGCAGAACCAGCCCUCUCACCUCCCCAACAAACUGUUCCCACGGAGGACUAUCGCCAAGCAUGAUGGAGUAUGACACCGAGAACAUGAACUCGGACGAGAUCUACAGCUCGCUGCGUGGCGUCACCGAGGCCAUCCAGAGCUUCAGCUACCGGAGCCAGGAGGACCUGAACGAGCCAAUCAGACAGGACGGCAAGAGGGACGAUGCUGCGGGAAGAGAAGGCAUGGCGUCCUCUCCUGGCUCUGAUGCCCGCCUGGGCCUGGACAUGGUGGAAGGGGGUCGCACUGCCUUGGACAACAAGACCUCACUCCUCAACACGCCAUCACCUCGCUCCUUCUCCGGGCCACGGAGCCGCGAGUUUGCGCCUUAUGGCUACGGAGAAACCAUCUGUACAUACGACAAGAGCGCCCUGAAGGAGGCCGUGUUUGACGAUGACGUGGAGCAGUUCCGAGACUGCCGACGUCAGGAAAGUGGCGAAAACAAGAUGACGCUCCCCAAGGUCUUUGCUCCUGUCGGUCAGGACCACUCAGACCUGGUAGCGGACCUGCUUAAGGAACUGUCCAAUCACAACGAGCGUUCUGAGGAGCGUAAAGGUGCCCUGGUGGAGCUUCUGAAGAUCACGCGAGAGGACAGCCUGGCUGUGUGGGAUGAACAUUUCAAAACCAUCCUCCUCCUCCUGCUGGAGACACUCGGGGAUAAAGAUCACACCAUCCGAGCCCUCGCCCUGCGUGUGCUGAAAGAAAUACUGAGGAACCAGCCGGCCCGCUUCAAGAACUACGCUGAGUUGACCAUCAUGAAGACUCUGGAGGCUCACAAAGACUCUCACAAGGAGGUGGUGCGUGCAGCCGAGGAGGCGGCGUCCACCCUGGCCGGCUCCAUCCACCCCGAGCAGUGCAUCAAGGUGCUGUGCCCUAUCGUGCAGACGGCCGACUACCCCAUCAACCUGGCUGCCAUCAAGAUGCAAACCAAAGUCAUUGAACGCAUCACCAAGGACUCCUUACUGCAGCUGCUGCCCGACAUCAUCCCUGGACUCCUGCAGGGCUAUGACAACACAGAGAGCAGCGUUCGCAAGGCCAGCGUGUUCUGUCUGGUGGCUAUCUACUCCGUGAUUGGCGAGGAUCUCAAACCCCACCUGGCACAGCUCACGGGCAGCAAGAUGAAGUUGCUGAAUCUGUACAUCAAGCGAGCUCAGACGACCAACAGCAAUAGCAGCAGCUCCUCGGACGUCUCGUCUCACAGUUAAUGGAGGGAGGCUUCGUUUGGAAGCUCUGCGGGUGGAUGCCGGUGGAGGAUUUCCAGAGCAGACUUCUCCGUCUCUGAGCUUCCCCUCCUUCUCAUCAUUACUGCGCUUUUCUCCUGAUCCCAACCACCUGCUGUUCAGUUCCUCCUUCCCGCCUUCGCUCCUGAAACUUUUGAAUGUAACUGGGGAUCGGUUUUAGACUCGUGGGGAGGGAAUCGACACGUUUGGAGUUUUUGGAUGUAGGAAAUGCACUUUCUCUUCCUCCUCGGUCCCCACAUCCUCCACGCCGCCUUCAGUCACAGGAGGCCCGUUUCUCCUUCAGCCCCUGAUCUGAUAGAAUAAGGAGUUCAUACAUGAUGCUGUGAAAUAUUCAUCAUCAGAGUGGAGGAAAUGUUAUUUCUGUCAAACCGACUGCAGUUUUGGGGUGAAGUGUCAUUUGGCUGGCCCAGUGAUGGUAAUGAAUCUAUAGGUUUUGGGAUAAAUUCUGCAUAAAAACCAAAUAUUGUAAGAAAAAACGAAAAGUAAGGGAACAAUUUGACAGAAAAAAAAUACUGUUUGAGCCUUUUUAGUUAAUGUUUUAAGUUUAUUGAUCAUGGCACAUGGGAGCCUGUGCAUUGAUUGCAGUAUUUAUGCUAAUUUCUAAUGAAGAGUGGCUUAAUCAAUUGAACUCCCCUUUCACUAAAACAGUGUUACACUCAACAAGAUAUCAGUUGCCAAACUAAUUGACAAUCCUUCAAAUUUGUGCAGGAAGAUAAAAUCACUUAAGCUGCACAAUUAAAGUCUGAAUCUGUCUUGAAAUUCACAAUCAGAGCGUAGAAGUUGAGCCUGUUUUUUUCACUCUGAACGUUUUUGUUCAACGUGCUUCCACAAACGGCCGCCUGCCGGUUGCCAGUUUGUGGCGUCUUACCUGUAAAUCGGAGGCGAGCGACUCCUUUGUAAAUACUGCAGAUGUUUUCCCCGCUUGGAGCUGGGAGCGAGAUCAGUGACGCGAGACAGAAAAGACGUUACCAGGCCUUAUUCACUUCACACACACACACACACACACACGCGUUUGUCCACUGGGACUGUGGAGAGUGAAUGGGAUGUACAGCACUGUAACUCUUGGCUCUCAAAAAAUGUGAAUCUGCAGGAGGACGGACCCUGGCAGUGUUCUCGACCUGUGACGAUGCAAAUACAGUAUUAGUCGUUUCCUCUCAUCUCCUUCAGUUCCCCCUCACGUAACCACAGCUUCUGCAAUAACCGUGAAUCCACAAAUAAAAGGUAUUUUGUACAUACACUUUUUGACCACUGCUUCGCAAGAUUUCACAUAAAAUCAACGGGGGAAAAAAAAAGAAAAAGUGAACAGGUCGAAUAUCUCACUUUUUUGCACGUUAGCAAAAAUAGCUUGCAUGUAACCUGCAGCACACAUCGACUCUGUGCUGUUUUGACGGGCCCAGGUUUUCGGCUGUUAAAGUGCACUUGUAACAUCAUCGGAUUACUCAUCUCUGAUUUAAAGUUUCAGUGGAGGAGCUGGUCUCGUUAGCCAGGCUCAUACGGAAAAGGUACAAAUGUGACCAAAACCAUGCGUUUGUUAUAUCCAAGCAUCCAGGAGGGGGAGUGAGAAGUCACACCUCUGGGCACGGCUGUGUGUUUUUUCUAUUUCAGUGUUAAGUUUGAGGUAUCGAGAAGCUUUAAAAUGUUUGAUUCCUCUUUAAGUUUAUGAGUUCUCGAUUCACCCCAAAGAGAUAGUUGUCACUACUGGGUGUGAUUUGGUUCAUCGUGGUACAGUUAAUCUACUGUAGGAAGAGAUCAGACUCGUGUUCCUUUUUAAUUUCUGUUAUCUCGUUUGCUAAAUUCUAGCAAAUUAAUAAUAAUAAUAAUAAAAGUGUUCCUAACGUCACCUGGGGACAACCUGAGUCCUUGGAUGGACGCAGUUUUAUCUGAGUGGUGUUUUCAUUGAGGGAAUCCGCUGAGAAUGGGCCAAUUGUGGUUAUUUAAGUAAAUGAAUGUACAGCCUUUUCAUGUGUUAUAAUUAGCUUUUUAAGUAUUGGUACUGAACAUGAUUUCAGCAACAUGCAGCCCUGUACACGCUGUAACAUGCCUGACUGCACUCUACCUUACUGUUCUCCUGAACUGCUUCAGCUCUGUCAGACACUGAUGAGCCUCCUCUGGGGCUCAUUGGGUUUUACCUUCUCUCAAAUUAAAGCAAAUCUGCAUUCUGCACAUAAGGAUGAGUCCACCAAUCGAACUGCUGGUCGCUGUCACAUGACUGGUCCUAGAAACAAACAAGAUGGUAUUCCUUGCAAACUGUUCACUAUGCAUGUUCUACAGUACACUGUCUUUCUUUUGUCUCAAUCGGUCAUGUAAUAUUCAUACCUGUAUUUAUAUAUUUUAUUUUAUUUUAUUUUGUUCUCAUGAUAAACUGUACAGAAGUUUUUUUUUGUUUACUUCCACCUGUGAUAGAUUUGCAACAAUGUAAAGAAAUUGUUUGCUCUAGAAAUAAACAGAAUAAGACCUGA